AUGGAACCAGCAUAUGCAUUUCCUGAAUGGACUAAAAAUAAAUAUUAUGGUGAAAAUGACACAAAGGCAUUUCAAGAUGAUGGAGUUUGGUUAUUAUCCUGUUCAUUUACUAUAUUUACAAUGACAUCAGGAUUUGGAUUAUUAGAGUCAGGAAGGGUUUCAUCAAAAGAUGAAGUUAAUAUUAUGGUAAAAAAUGUUAUAGAUGUUGUAUUUGGUGGUUUAUCAUAUUGGAGUUUUGGAUUUGGAUUUACAUUUGGUGAUCUAUGGCCAAAUCCUAUUAUAGGAUUAGGAAAAUUUUUUUAUGAUCCUGAAGAUGAUUAUGAACCAUCACAUCAAGCAUGGAGUUAUGCUACAUUCUUUUUUCAAAUGUCAUUUGCAACAACAACAUCAACAAUAGUAUCAGCUUCAAUGGCUGAAAGGAUACGUUUAAGACCAUAUAUUAUUGUAACAUUUUUUAUGACUAUAAUACAUUCUAUAUCAGCACAUUGGGUUUGGUCGGAACAUGGUUUUUUAAAAAAAUUAGGUGUUGUAGAUGCAGCUGGAUGUUCUGUAGUACAUUUAGCUGGAGGCGUUGCUGGUUUAGUAUCAACUAUAUAUUUAAAACCAAGAGUAGGAAGAUUUGGUGAAAAAGGAGGGCAUAGUAUGAGUAAUCCUACAAAUGCAUUAUUAGGUACAUUUAUGUUAUGGUGGGGAUGGUUAGGUUUUAAUACAGGUUCUGCAUAUGGUAUUGCAAAUGGUAGAUGGAGACUUGCAGCACGUUCUGCCAUGGUUACAAUAUUAAGUUCUAUUGGUGGUGGAUGUACAGCUUUAGUUGUAUCAUUACUUACAACAAAAAAAUGUAAAGUUGAUUUACUUAUUGAUGGAUUAUUAGCUUCACUUGUUUCAACUACAGCAAGUUGUUUAUGUGUAAGACCAAUGCAAUCAUUAUUAAUUGGAUCAAUUGGUAGUGGUCUUGCAGUUUUUUCUUAUCCAUUAAUUGAAAAAUUUGAAAUUGACGAUCCUGUUGGCGUUAUUCCAGUUCAUGUUAUAGGAUCAACAUGGGGAAUGCUAUGUGUUGGUAUAUUUGGACAAAAUGAUAAAUAUGUUCCAACAAAUACUAAUGGUCAAUCAGGAUUAUUAUAUAAUGGCGGGAUUAAAUUAUUAGCUAUACAAAGUUUAGCUAUAAUAGUUAUUUUUAUUUGGGCUGGUAGUGCAACAUUAAUAAUUUUAAUUAUACUUGAUCAUACACGUUUAGGUGUUAGAUUAUCUAAAUAUGAAGAACAAUUAGGAGCUGAUUUAGUUGAACAUGGAUUAGCAGGACACAAUAUUGCUAAAUAUAGUGUUGAAAAAAAAUUAAGCGCAAAAAUGGUUACCAUUUUAGUAAGCGUUUUUGUUAGAUGGAAAAGAUUAGUUAAAAAAAGAAGACUUCAAAGAAAUGAAAAUAAACAAAAUGAAUUAUCUAUUGAUAUUUAUAAUGACAAUGAAAAAUAUAAUAAUGGAGCUCUUCCUACAAUGUUAAAUUUAACAAAUACAAUGUCACCUAAUUACGAUAAUAAUAAUUUAGGUAAUUUAUCACAAAAUACCACGUUAAAUGAUAAUGAACAUAGAAUAAAUGAAGAUGGAAAGAUAAAAAAUAAAUAUUCAACGAAUACUUCUGCAUUAAGACAUCGUGAAAAUGUUGAUAUGGAAUCUCAAAAAAAACACAAUGAAUUUUUUAGCAAUAUAAUUACAAAAAAUAGUAACAAUUUAAAUCAAUUAUGCGCAAACAAAGUUUUUCCAGCAAAUACGGUGUAUUUAAAUCCAUCAUCAUCAAAAAGAGAUAUGUUGGAUGAUAAAACAGAAAUAUUUGAAUUAAAAAUUCAUAGUAAAAAAUCAUAA
This is a messenger RNA of Strongyloides ratti, 1857 nucleotides long. RefSeq names its product Ammonium transporter family and Ammonium transporter AmtB-like domain-containing protein. NCBI's taxonomy places the organism in Eukaryota, Metazoa, Nematoda, Chromadorea, Rhabditida, Strongyloididae. Gene Ontology annotation, molecular function: ammonium channel activity. The record is from RefSeq and is a predicted model, not a curated record. Gene Ontology annotation, cellular component: membrane. Gene Ontology annotation, biological process: ammonium homeostasis; ammonium transmembrane transport. The transcript has 3 exons. Bases 1 to 1857 code for a protein of 618 amino acids.